Molecule: messenger RNA, 1231 nt
Organism: Gordionus sp. m RMFG-2023
Lineage: Eukaryota; Metazoa; Nematomorpha; Gordioida; Chordodea; Parachordodidae
Product: required for meiotic nuclear division protein 1 homolog
Exons: 10
Coding region: 32-1096 (354 amino acids)
Biological process (GO): positive regulation of mitochondrial translation
Source: RefSeq, a predicted model, not a curated record
AAAAAUUAGUAGAUUCAUUAUUUUUUUCCCAAUGCAUGCUCUAAAAAAUUUUUUAAAUAAGUUUUCAUGCCAAUUAUAUUUUUCAUAUUCUCCUAAAUCGUUAUUUAUAAAUCACAAUUAUUAUAUAAGAUGUUUAUCUACAUUACCUCAGCCAAAAACAUUAGACAAUUCAGAAGAGUUGAAAUUUUGCUUGGAUAAAUCAAAAAUUAAAAGAUCAUUAAAAAAAUCCAAAAUUCAAAGAUUAGGCAGAAUAAAAGCUUUUGCCACAGCUGAUUCAUAUAAUCUACAAAAUUUACAUAAUACAUUAACACAAAAUUCCACAUAUAAUAUUAAAUUGGCUUCUGAUGAUAUAGAAGAUGUAUUAUAUGUUCAAUUAACUUCAGAUGAAACAAGAGAAAAUCCUUCUAUAUUUUUUUUUGAAGAUGGGGUCUCAGUAUUUUGGAAUAUAUAUGAAAAUGAAAUUAAACAAAUUCUAUCCACUCUUAAAAAUGUGUCCACAAAUGCAUAUGAAUCAAAUUUAAUUGAAGAAGAAUGUGACACAUUAGAUUUUUUAUUACAUGAAAAUCAGACUAAAUUUCAUGAUGGAAAAAUCUAUUUACAAUCAAAAAAUUCGAACAUAUUAGAAUUGUAUACAUUUUCUAAUUCUUUGGCUCAAUCAGUUAAACUUUCAAUAUGGGAAUCUCGUUUGGAUAAAUAUGGUGCAUCACUUGAACAGAUUGUUGAGGACAUGCAAUUUAGAUCCAAGAUUGAAAUUACAGAAGACAAAGUUCUUAAAAAAGCCGGAGAAUUGUUUAAACUCAGGCAUCAGAUAAAUUUGACUUCAGACUUGUUAGAUCCUCCCGAUUUUUAUUGGGACCGAGAAAAUCUAGAAUGCUUAUUCAUAAGAACUUGUAAUUAUUUGAACAUUCCAAAAAGGACGAAAAUCAUGAAUGAACAAUUGAAUCAUUGCUUCGACAUAAUAAAUUUACUCAAAAGUUAUUUGAAUGAUAAACAUCACAUACGAUUAGAGUGGAUGAUUAUUAUACUUAUUUGCGUCGAGGUUAUUUUAGGGCUGCUUACAACUUAUAAGGCAUUCGAACCAAAGGAUCAAAACUAAAGCAAUUGAAGAUGCUAGUUACGUAUGAAUAUAUGUGCCUUUUUUAAAUAAAAGAUUUAAAUGAUAAAUUUAUAAAAAAUAUUGUAUUUUUUUGUUUGCAUUUAUAGAUGAAAUAAAUUUUUUUUAUUAUUUGUA